CAGUAAACGGCGACCGUUAACUGACCAUUUUCUGACCAUGGACGUUUUCAGACGAUCUUUGGACCGUGAAACGGCCACACUAAAAACCGCAAGUUAACGGCUUGUUUACUGGGCGUAUUUUUGCCGUUUUCAUAAUGUUAACGCGCCGUUUUUUCUGUGACCGUUUACUGGAGGUUAACUGACCGUUAACGGGCCGUUUUUUUGGAUCUGGGCAUCAUUGAAAAAAAUUUAAAAACUAAACAUCACUAGGAAUGUACUGGUAAAUCGUCAAAAUGUACGGUUCUUUCUGGUUUAAGGAUAAGCUUGAAAGACGACUGAUUAUUACAUCUGAGAGUAUCUGAAACGCUCUUUCGAAUGUUCCCUUUAUUCAGUUUCUGUGAAGAAAUAACCGUUUAUUUGAGGACCGUUAGAAAAUCAGUUUAUUAGCGUUCAUUGCCAACUCUUGAAUUAACAGAUGAACUUUUUCCAGUUUUUGAAUUGUAAAAUGAUCUUCAUUCAAUUCUACUUCUGAUGUGAAACAAAAACUAAUCUCAUUCACUUUGUAUUUUAUCUGGCGCUUUUGCUGACGUCCCCAACUGUUACACGUAAAAUGUCUAUUUUUCAGUAAAUCACAAAAAGGUAACUUGAAAACUCUUAAGGAGAUCAGACCCAUAGACUUUUUCACGGGCUAUUUUUUCGUGUAUUUAGUUUCAGCAAAAAUUCAUUAUUUUUGACAUCAGUGAACUGUUUUUAGGCCGUUUUUUUCAUAUACAUGAUUAUAGAUGCUUUUGACCGUAAAUAGGCCAUUAACGAUUAGUUAACGGACCGUUUUUAGACCGUUUUUCACAUGCAUGAUUAUAGAUGCUUUUGACCGUAAAUAGGCCGUUAAUGGCCAGUUAACGGACCGUUUUUUUGGACUUUAUGCUAAAGUGAUUUUAGAAUGAUUUUUCAAUGUUUCAUGACACAUAGAGUACUUCAGGGUAAUUACAGACACUCUUGGAAAUUGUCGAUCUGUUUUUGCCAUUUCUUGACCGCUUUUGAUCGGAAAAGCUUGCUAUGAAACACGGUGGUAGACCGAACGUUUUUCUACAUGCUCACGUAAAAAUCUUUUGAAAAUUUCCGAUCAGUUUUGAGCCAAAUCCAGGAGAUAAUUAGUUUAAAAAACCUCAUUUCAUAGCCUGGACUUCUCUCUAUGUACCAUAUUGUUUUGAGCUCAUUAUCAUCUAAAGUCGUUCAGCCAGUUAGCAUAUAAUCAACAGAACUAGAAAUUCUUUUUAUGCUCUGCGGUAAAUAGAGACACUCGUGUAAUUGUGAAAACUACGGAAGAUAACACCAAAUUAUCCGACAUAUGUCCCAUUUCAAGGACUCAUAUCAUCUUGUAUAUGCACGCUAUGCCAAAGUCGCAAUUCAACUUGUGAGUUCCACAGAAAUUGUUAUAAGCCUCCGAUAAAGAAAUACUCAAAGUCGCCGAAUGUCUCAUUUUUUAGAGAAAUGUUUGGAUUACAAUCGCCUAUACAUAAAAAUAUUUCGAAGUUAUCUGUAAUGCUCACAUUUUUGUUAGAAAUAACUUCAUAUUUCUUUUCACAGUCGAGUAUUUAAGAAGAAACAUUUCUCUACAAAAUGCGACGUUCUGCGACUCCGAGUAAUUCUUUAUAGGCGACUUAUAGCAAUUUUCGCUGAAGCUCGAACAACAGUUUUUAACUGGUGCAAAGUUUUUCAGAAAAUUGGAAAAUACGAAAAUUUGGGAAAAUUCACGUUUUUCUUCGUAUGAGAUAUAAAUAAAAAUAAAAUAAAAUAUUCCCGCGAACAGCAUGGUCGGUGCUGUGGCGGAGCUUCGCUUAAAAGCUAAAAGCUAUUUUACCUACUUUUUGGUAUAAAUCCUACCAUAACGGACUCCAAACUCCUACUCUUUGAUUUUUGCGAUUACGAAGCCUGCGAAAUUGAUCAAUCUUGAAAUUUUAUGGUUUUUCAACAAAGCGAUUUCUAACAGAAUGGAAAACAGUAAUAGACGCAGUUUUUCAUUGUGCAUCUAAUCAUAUACUGUUUAUCUAAUUUUGAGUUCGGUGAAUGUUCACUAAAUAUUGACGAGAUUUCUCAAAAUUGUUCUUUGUUUUAGAUGAACCCUUUCUUAGAGUAAUACAGUUAUUAAAAUAUUUCCCUCCAUAAUUGUUAUGAUCAGAUCCACAGAUGUAAUGAAAGGCUUAGGGUAAUUUUUGUAGUGAACAGAAUAGUCCUCUUUUAAAAGAAAAAAUUAAGUCAUGGAUGCAAAACAUAAAAAGCGAUUAAAAAAUGCUAAGUAAAUCAUUCUUUUAUGCUCAUUCGUUAAGAAAUUUAUUUGUAAUACAACUGAAAGCACAACUUCUGCUCAAAACGUGUACAACGCUAACCAUUCAGUUAUGUACAUAUAUAUAACGACAUUUUUAUUUAGCCGCACGUCUGACGAAUAUAUAAAACUUGCAUGAAGAAUAAAAGGUAGUUAUGACAAUACAUCGGCGAAGUAAAAGUGACGCAAUCGUGUAUCAAACGAGACUUACUCUAGGGCAAGUAAUGAUGAAAGUAUCGAAGAAGAUGCUGAUUAUGAUAUGUAUCAAAAAGUAUUUGAAGAUCUAAAAAGAAAUGACAUAGAUAUUAAAUUGAGUGAUAUCAGUGCGAUUUCUUCAGAUUCUAAGAGUAAUAAUACUGUUGCUGUUGUUGAAAAUAAAGAUGGUUUAUUGACAACAAGCAAAAUUUGUUUAAAAAUUACCGAUGGCGGGUUGAUCGGAUAUUUAAUUGAAUUAAAAAAUGAACUAAUCAGUGUACAUUAUGUUGACGCUUGGUUUGUUUGUAGUACAUGUGUGUAUAAUUGUGGCCUAACAACGUUAGAUUCUGCCAAAUUAUCACGUGCAUCACAAAUACUUUUAAUGUUUGCCACAUUUUUUAGCGGUUUUACAAUGAGUACAUUGCCUGCUUUGGUUAUAAAAACUCGAACUCAUAAGAAAGUAGAAGGUAUCACUGUUGAUAAUGAUCACGGAGAUGAGAAAGAUGACUCAUUGCCUCAGGUAAAUUUAACCAGCAAUAAUCUAUCUUCAAAUGUCACUGAAAAAUUAAGAAUAUUACCUACAGCCGAACAGUUACGUUAUCGAGCCUAUAUGUUGACGAUUUUUCUUACAUUAAUUGCAUGUUUUACAAUUUAUGGAAUAGCGUUUGUUGUUAUCGGUGCAUGGGUAAGUAAUAAAUAUGAAACUCAUUAUCUAUCACAGGAUGAUGAAACACCAUUUGAACUAGAAUGGAUAACAUUACACUGUAAAAAAUUAAGUGGGUUACCAGUGAGUAAAAUCGUCUCAGUAGGUGCUGUCAAUGAAGUUGUCGGCGAUAAAGCAUUUGAUGAUUGUUAUCGAGCAAUGACUCCAAAGUGUCAAAGAACAAGAGGAGCAAAAGCAAAAGCAAUUUGUUGGGCUGCUAUUGCUGCUUAUUGUGCAUCAAAAGGAUAG
Molecule: messenger RNA, 3449 nt
Organism: Didymodactylos carnosus
Lineage: Eukaryota; Metazoa; Rotifera; Eurotatoria; Philodinida; Philodinidae
Source: the annotation of a GenBank genome assembly